This is a messenger RNA of Eimeria mitis, 1923 nucleotides long. RefSeq lists its product as uncharacterized. Bases 1 to 1923 code for a protein of 640 amino acids. The record is from RefSeq and is a predicted model, not a curated record. The transcript is spliced from 5 exons. NCBI's taxonomy places the organism in Eukaryota, Apicomplexa, Conoidasida, Eucoccidiorida, Eimeriidae.
AUGGAGAGACAGCAGCAAGAGGAAGCAGGAGGUGACAGUCCCCCCCACAGAGACAAAAUAAACCAGGCCCCCACCACCCCGCAGCCACCUGCUGCUGCUGCUGCUGCUGCAGCAACAGCAGCAGCAGCAGCAACAACAGCAGCAGACAAUCCCACUACAAACGAUCCCAAAGAGGUGUGGGGUUUAAACACAAUCUGGGUGGAUGUCGAUAAACUAGAAAAAGAAACAACCCCGGGAUCGUCUCCUCCCCCCCCGGGAUCGUCUCCUCGGCUGCCGGGAUCGUCUCCUCCCCCCCUGGGAUCGUCUCCGUCUCCUCCUGUGGGGUCGUCUCCUCCGCUGCUGGGAUCGUCUCCGUCUCCUCCUGCGCUGCUGGGAUCGUCUCCUCCCCCCCUGCUGGGAUCGUCUCCACUGCUGGGAUCGUCUUUGUCUCCUCCCCCCCCGGGGUCGUCUCCUCCCCCGGGAUCGUCUCCUCCUCCGGGAUCGGCUCCUCCGCUGGGAUCGUCUCCUCCCCCCCCGGGAUCGUCUCCUCCUCUGCUGGGAUCGUCUCUGUUUGAUGCCUGUCGAUGGAAGGCUGCGCGACGAAGGGCCCCACAACUGGUAGAGGAGUUGCUGCAGGCGCAUGCACAGAGAAGAAACAAACUUGCUGCUGUUUGCUGCUGCCGUAGCAGCAGCAGCAACACCAGCAGCAGCAGCAGCAGCAACAACAGCAGCAGCAGCAGCAACAAUAGCAGCAGCAGCAGCACCAACGACAAUAACAACAGCAGCAACAACAACAAUAGCAGCACCAACAGCAGCAGCGACACCAGCAGCAGCAGCAGCAGCAGCAGCACCAGCAGCAGCACCAACAGCAGCAGCAGCAGCAGCAGCAGCAGCAGCAGCAGCAGCAGCAGCAGAAUGGAAGCAGAGGAUCCUGUGCUGCUGCUGCUGAUUGACGACACAAAUCAUCUCCCCUCCUUUAGGAAGCCUUUCUUUACCCUAGCGAGAAAAUGGGGUUGCGGGUUUAUCCAACAGCAGCAGCAGCAGCAGCAACAGCAGACUACCGCCGGCCAUCUUUUGCUGCUGCAGUUGUUGCUGCUCCUCUUGCUGCGCUGCAGCAGCAAAAACGCAUCACUGACCUUGCUGCUGCAUGCGCAGCAUUCAGCAGCAGCAGCAGCAGCAGCAACAGCAGCAGCAGCAAGAGUAGCAGCAACAGCAACAGCAGCAGCAGCAGCAACAGUAGCAGCAGCAGCAGCAACAACAACAGCAGCAGCAACAGCAGCAGCAGCAGCAACAGCAACAGCAACAGCAACAGCAGCAACGCCAGCAGCAACACUAGCAGCAACACCAGCAGCAACAGCAGCAGCAACAGGGGCAGCAGCAGCAGCAGCAGCAGCAACAGCAGCAGCAGCAGAUAUGGAGGGUGGCGCUCAUCACCAACACUUUGGAGGCUUCCAGGGGAUACAAACGAACGACUCCGUCUUCUAUACAAAGCUAUCCUCCUCGACAUAUUACCCUUUUGGGGGCCCCCCACUCCCCCUGGGGGCCCCCAGGGGGCCCCCAGCAGAACCCAGAGAGGAGCUCACGGGUGAGCUUUCGGCUGCAGCAGCAGAUGCAGCAGCAGCAGCAGAUGCAGCAGCAGCAGAUGCAGCAGCAGCAGAUGCAGCAGCAGCAAAUGCAGCAGCAGCAAAUGCAGCAGCAGCAGGCGCAGCAGCAACAAAUGCAACAGCAUCAGAUGCCGCCGGCGCAUCAGCAGUUCCUGCUGCUGCUGCAUCUGCUGCUCCUGCUGUUGCUGCAUCUGCUGCUGCUGCUGCUGCACCUGCUGCUGCUGCUGCUGCUGCAUCUGCUGCUGCUGCUGCUGAUGCGAGACUGCGGGGUGUCGUGCAUGCGCUGCUAACAGGCCCCGCCAGCAGACUGCCUGCAGGUGAGAGGCCCGCUAAACCCUAA